Messenger RNA from Gopherus flavomarginatus (Mexican gopher tortoise), 1468 nucleotides. RefSeq names its product serine and arginine rich splicing factor 3 (gene SRSF3). NCBI's taxonomy places the organism in Eukaryota, Metazoa, Chordata, Testudines, Testudinidae. Bases 119 to 613 code for a protein of 164 amino acids. The record is from RefSeq and is a predicted model, not a curated record. The transcript is spliced from 6 exons. Gene Ontology annotation, cellular component: nuclear speck. Gene Ontology annotation, biological process: mRNA splicing, via spliceosome. Gene Ontology annotation, molecular function: RNA binding.
GGGAAGGCGGCGGCCGCCAUUUUGUCCAGUGAGGAGAAGCAGAGCGGGAGCCUGUUUGGGAUCGAGUCGGCUAGAGCGUAGCGCGUGCUCCCUUCUCGCGCCCACCCCGGGAUUCGUGAUGCAUCGUGACUCUUGUCCACUGGACUGCAAGGUUUAUGUAGGUAACCUUGGAAACAAUGGCAACAAAACUGAAUUGGAACGAGCUUUUGGCUACUAUGGACCACUGCGCAGUGUGUGGGUUGCUAGAAAUCCUCCUGGCUUUGCUUUUGUUGAAUUUGAAGAUCCCCGAGAUGCAGCUGAUGCAGUGAGAGAACUAGAUGGAAGAACACUCUGCGGGUGCCGUGUCAGGGUGGAGCUGUCCAAUGGUGAAAAACGGAGUCGGAAUCGUGGUCCGCCUCCCUCAUGGGGUAGGCGUCCUCGAGAUGAUUAUCGCAGAAGAAGUCCUCCUCCUCGCCGCAGAUCACCACGAAGGAGAAGCUUUUCUCGUAGCCGCAGCAGGUCCCUCUCUAGAGACAGAAGAAGAGAGAGAUCACUUUCACGGGAGAGAAAUCACAAGCCUUCCCGUUCCUUUUCCAGGUCUCGUAGUCGUUCCAGGUCAAAUGAGAGAAAAUAGGACUUCAGGAGGAGCUGUGUACAGGAAGUCAUUAGAUCUGAGCACAGGCAGGAGGAGUAUGUACAGAACAUUGUGUUUUGUUGGAGACUUCAUAAAGCUUGGUGCAUUUUUAAAAUGUUUUAGCUGUUGAUCUUGCUUUUCUUGUAUCUUGUAACAGGUGACAAAUGUAAAGAUGUGAAUCUGUAUAUGGUUAUGAACAGAUCAUAUGAUUUGUAAUAAAACUUCUUGUUUUACAAUGUACCCGUAUGCUUAACUUUCAUUUGCCUUGAGUGGUCAACUUGUCUUGCAUAGACAAAUAUAUUUCUAGUUUCCCUAUUCUGUCCUGGAAUCUUUUCUGGGUAUCAGAUGUAGAUAACUUUUGAAAAGAAGGUUGCAGUGAAUAUUCAUUGUAAUAAACAUCUAUUACGACAUCAGGCUAUUAGCUUAUCCAGAACAAGAUGCUGAUUCCUAGUAGUUUUUGGAAAGAAGGCAGAAAUUGCAAACCAGUAGCAAGUAGAAAGUCUGAAUUGCAGAUAGUUUUGUACAGAACUUUUGGGGGAGUUCUGUUGAUUUCCUACAUUGGAACUCUGAAGAGCUACAUUAUGUAAAAUGUAUAUUUUUAUCCCUUGGGCCUAGAUAAUUUUUGUACUUAAUGUGAUUAGAGCAUUUUUUUUAAAUACUUGAUAGCCUAAAAUGCAAGCUGUUUGGUUAACCAUAUCUUACAGAAUUUCUGAGCAGACCAAAUUACACAACUGGAGUGGAUGGCUUGAGUGCAUAUGGGUACAUUGUAGAAGUGAAACAUUACUGUGCAAGAAUUUUCAUGUCACUUGUAAAAUGUUUUGUGAAAUCCUUGGGAUUAAAGUUUUUGGUUACAAA